This is a messenger RNA of Callithrix jacchus (white-tufted-ear marmoset), 4494 nucleotides long. It is a transcript of the gene THUMPD1, whose product is annotated as THUMP domain 1 NAT10 acetyltransferase adaptor. Lineage: Eukaryota; Metazoa; Chordata; Mammalia; Primates; Cebidae. Gene Ontology annotation, molecular function: RNA binding. Gene Ontology annotation, biological process: tRNA modification. The record is from RefSeq and is a predicted model, not a curated record.
UCGGGAGGCGGGGCAGGAGGCGGGGCUGCGGCAGAUGUCACUCCACCCCUCUGAGCGUUACAGACGGGCUUUAGGACCUGGUGUAGCACGGAAUGUGGCUUGGAGGCGGGCUAGGGGAGGCCGUCGCUGAUAUCUAACGUCACCAGGUCGCGCUGGCGGAAGUGAGGACACCAACAGCGUCGGACGAACAUUUCUCUUUCCUCUCAGCUUUCUCGCACCAUGGCGGCCCCUGCCCAGCAGCCUGCUCAGCCUGGCGGCGGGAAGCGCAAAGGCAAGGCUCAGUAUGUGUUGGCCAAGCGGGCUCGGCGCUGCGACGCCGGCGGGCCCCAUCAGCUAGAGCCCGGGCUGCAGGGCAUCCUCAUCACCUGCAACAUGAACGAGCGCAAGUGCGUGGAGGAGGCUUACAGCCUACUCAACGAAUAUGGCGACGACAUGUAUGGGCCAGAAAAGCUUACAGACAAGGAUCAGCAGCCUUCUGGAAGUGAGGGAGAAGAUGAUGAUGUGGAGGCUGCCUUGAAGAAAGAAGUUGGUGAUAUUAAGGCAUCUACAGAGAUGAGACUAAGAAGAUUCCAGUCAGUGGAAAGUGGAGCAAAUAACGUCGUCUUCAUCAGGACACUUGGAAUAGAACCUGAGAAAUUGGUGCAUCAUAUUCUCCAGGAUAUGUACAAAACCAAGAAGAAGAAGACUCGAGUUAUUCUACGAAUGUUACCCAUCUCAGGCACAUGCAAGGCUUUUUUAGAAGAUAUGAAAAAAUAUGCAGAAACAUUUUUGGAACCCUGGUUUAAAGCUCCAAACAAAGGGACAUUUCAGAUUGUGUACAAAUCUCGAAAUAACAGUCACAUGAAUCGAGAAGAAGUUAUCAGAGAAUUGGCAGGAAUAGUGGGCACCCUCAAUUCAGAAAAUAAAGUGAAUCUGACCAAUCCACAGUACACGGUGGUAGUAGAAAUCAUCAAAGCUGUCUGUUGCCUGAGUGUUGUGAAAGAUUACAUGUUGUUUAGAAAAUACAAUCUCCAGGAGGUGGUGAAGAGCCCUAAGGAUCCGUCACAGCUUAUCUCAAAGCAGGGAAAUGGUACAGAAACUAAAUUGGAAUCUGCUGACAAAUCAGAUCAAAACAACAUAGCAGAAGGAAAAAAUAACCAGCAGGUACCACAGAAUACUGAUGAGCUGGGGCAGACAAAACCAACGUCUAAUCCCCAGGUGGUGAAUGAGGGAGGAGGCAAACCUGAACUUGCAAGUCAAGCCACAGAAGGAUCCAAGUCAAAUGAAAAUGACCUCUCAUAGGAGGUCAUUUGGUGUGGAGGUGGGUUUUCCAACUGGGGUUCUGUGAGAUUUUGCUGGGGUUCCACCUGAAAUUGUGACUAAAAACAGUUUUUUAUUUGCGUGCUGCAUUAUGCUGUUCUCACAGUAGUGAACAAUGAUUGCGCAGCCCUGUUCACAGUUUUGUUAGGGAUCUUUCAGCCCUUCUGGUAUUAUGUAUGGGCAGACUAAUGUGCUACUAUUGCAAAGAGGGGAGGAUGGGAGAAGGGGGAUGUUGGCCUCUCCCAGUUUCCUCUUAUGCAGCUGACUUACGGGAGUGAACUGACUGUGAAGUAGAAAAUCAGAAGGAAGUUUUCAUUCUAAGGAAGGAGUUUUUGCAUGCCACAACUCAGCUGUCCCCUGCCACUUUAUUGGAACCACUGCAAAAAUGUGGAUCAUAUAGGUUAGAAGUGAAUGGUUAGUGAAGUUUUUGGACUUUGGUGAUUUUCUUGUUUGAUUAUAUGUGUUUUUAUAUUUUAUUAACAUUGGUGUGUAACAAAGCUGACAGUCCAGUGCUGCAAUUCUGGAAGGCAAGAUGUGAGAAAGAAGAGAACCUUUUUAGGCAUAGAGCUACAGACACUUCUGAAAAAGUUGUUGAUGAAUUUCAGUCUUCUGAGUAUACUUCAGUAUACUAGUGCAACAAGGGACACAAAGAAAUUCUGUCUUUAUAAUGAAAGCUACUUCUCAACGGUUUUAUAUGGACUCAGUCCAAGCUGUCCUGUCCCGUUGUGCAUUGUCUGUGGCAUACAACUUAGAAAACUAGCAGUUCUCACUGUAAAUCACAGCCACUUGAGAAGAAAGGAUAUUUAUUAUUUUCAAAUGGCUUUUGAUUAUCAAAACAGUAAGGCUUUUGUUCAGAAACCACAUUUAGUCAAAAGGUUUAGGAAGCAAAUUAUUUAGUAGCAGGAAAGGAAAAUAAUGCACAGUUGGUGAAAAAUCUAAUAACAUUAAAAUGCUGGGGCAAGAUGCAGUACAAAAUUGAAAAGACUUUAUUCUCAGUAAGUUGAUUUACUGAUGAUAUCUCAUAUGAUACUAAAAAGAUUUUGUGUCAGCAAAAUCCUGAAAAGGAGCAGCUUCUCUAUCCAGGAUGAUGAGUCAACAGGUUUCACUAAUAUUUGUCAUGCUGUAGCAUUUAUAAGAUGUGUAAAUGAUGAAAUUCAAAUAAAACUUCUCUUGCUAGGAGGCUGCCAAAACAAAGGCCAUUAUAUAAUGUUGCUACAUCGUAUCUGAUAACCAGAGGUCUGUUAUCUACACUCCUGGUGCCCCAUCAGUGGUUGUUUCCAUGUUAUUUUGCGUUAUUUAAAAAAAAAAAUCCUAAUGUUGACAUUUUAGCAUAGUGCUUUCUUCCCAGAGAUGCUGAUACCAAAAACUUGAAGAUACAGUGAUGUUCUGAAUAAUGCUGCAAAACUGGUUACCUGUAUCAAAGACCCGUUUAUGCAGAAAUGUUAAAAAAACACCCAAAACAAAAACCUGGGCAAACAAGCAGCAUAAACUUACUGCACCGUACAGACAUCCAGUGGUGUAUCAGAGGAGGAGUUCUCUACAGGAUAUUUGAAUUGAAAGGUGAAUGCCGGAAUACUUACAAGGAAACAGCUUCUGCUGAGCUUUGGAAAUGAAAAAUGACUUUGGAAAUGAAAAAUAGGAAGUAGCCUAUUUAGUAGACAUUUUUCAUCACAUGAACAAAUGAACAAGUCUGAAAGGUUCUGGGGAAAAAUUCUUUCUUAAAGUGACAAGAGUCUUAGAUCCAAAAGGAAACUGACUUGCCACCUUGCCAGAGGAAUUCUUGAACUGUUUCUGUAGUCACUUGGACUUGAAAAUGAAGAGUACAGCUCUCAAAUCUUGCUCUAACCCACUUGGAGGAACCACAAAACCCAGUUAAAUAGCAUUUUCUCUCCUUUUCCCAGCACUCGUAUGUAACUGCAUAUGAAGAACCUUUUCUCUAAAUCUGCUCAGCUUGAAAUUUUGUCUCUGAUGGAAGAGAAUGAACACAGCCCUAGUUGGACAGUCCUAGGUUUCUGUGAAAUAAGAGAAUUCUUCAACUUAGUGCUCACACUCACAUACAAUGAGGGUUCCCUGCAGGGGUUUCCUGAAUUUGAAAGUGUUUUCAAGGCUUGUUUUUGGGUAAAGCAAUUGAAAAAGGCAGACGCCAACAAAGUGUGCAAAACAAGCUGUCCAGAUUAAGAAUAUUAAGGAGCUGUAAAGUUAGCUUGCGGAAAUAGGCUUAUCCUUAAGUUUUAAAAAGUUAGGAAGAAGUAAAAACGUUAGGCUUCCUGCACAAGUGGCUAUGUUUACUUAAUGGCUAGUGAACAUGGGAAUAUAUUUUUAUCCUUCUAACUAGUGGUUCUGUUUGGUAAACCAGACUAGAAUGAUUUGAGAGGGGCAAAGAUAAGGCAGGACUUUCCUUCUAUAGCUUUACAUAUUUAGAAUGUUAAUGAUGUUGAAAUUAUCUUGAAAGGAUUGAUAAGAGGAUUCUUUUUUUUUUUUUUUUUUUAAAUGCCCGUUCCCCACCUCCAAUAAGAGGAUUCUUAAUUUAGGAUAAUAGGGAGGAUAGGAUUUUGGUGCCUUCUUCAGCAAAGUUGCUCCAAGACAAAGAUUCUUUUAUUUUGAUAGUCAAGACAAAAGGACUUGGGAAAAAAUUGGCCAUAUGCCUACAUACAACUCUGGAACUACGUUGUUUUUACUUUGUGAAAGCUGCUACUCUAUGGAAAGAUUUCAAUUUUGUAGUUUGUUUUUAAUUGCCUUUUAUAUUUAUUUGUAUUUGAUAAGGCUCAGUAGUUAUACAGGCUGUUUUUCCCGGCUACAAAAUCCUGUGCUCGGUUGUAACCUGAACUCAUUAAAAGAUUUGUUUUCACGUUUAUCAACUGUUUAUUUUCACUGACAUUUGAACAUGUUAUUUAUAAAUGAUGAGGUUCCAGGGUAGGAAGUAAGUGCUUUUUAUUCCCCUUUAGUUUUUUUCUUUUAAAAAAUUAUGUCAGUUAAAAACAAAAAUCUACAGUCUGUGGUUUAUAAAACUUGUUUAGCUCCAUAGAGGGAAGAGUGUUAAACUUUGUAUUUUAAAACAUGUUUAUCUAAGGUUAAACAUGGUUUUCCAAUGUUACUUUUUACUUGUAUUUUGCUUUUGGUAUGGCCAAAUCGAGCUUGUUUUUCAUAGGUUCCUGAUAUUUUCAGAAAAAUGAAAAUAAAUUUGUUCCCUACAAA